AUGUCAUCUGACAACCUAAAGUCCUCCACUAAAAAAAUUGAAAAACUAUCACUCCUACGAAACAUUAGUGAAAACUACGAUAAUAACAUGGGUGCCGAUGAAGGUUUAGGUUCAGCUGAUGGUUACGUCAGUACUGUAGGAUCCAUCGAUUUAUUCAGAACAUCACCUGGUAUGGCUGAUUUAUUCCGUCGGUUAUAUCAAAUUAGAAUUGAUUGUGGAGAAGUUGUUGAUAAUAAUAUGGAUAAACAAAAGCAAAUUGAAAUGCAAGAGUUUCAGAAAAAACUUAAAAAGCUAGAUAAAUUUGAAAGACAAAAAGUUAUGGUCAAACAAGCAAUUGAUCAAGCUGAAUCUUUGUUACAACAAAAGAAGAAACAAAGUGGUACUGAUGCUCGUUUAAAUAAUGACAUUAACAAGGCAAUUUCAAAGAUGGAUAAAGAAAUGAAAGAAUUGGAUAAAAUUCAUCAAGAAGCUCUCAAUAAGAAAUUAUUAUGGAAGGAAAUUCAAAUGCCGGUUGAACUGAGAAAACAAAGAGAAAGUGAUAUUAAAAAUUUUAGAGAUUAUAUCAAAUUUGUAAAAGCAGAACACAAAAAACUAUUAACAGGAAUGAUGGAUGACGAUGAUGAUGACAUUCCUAGAAGAGAUGUUAAAUUUGAAUCAAUUGAUAAUUUACAAAAAGCAAAGAAUGAAGUUCCAACAGUUGACAUCAGUGAAGGUUUAGAACAAAUUGAACAAGCAAAGAGACAACAGGAAGAGAAGAUUGAUAUUUUACUUAAUCAAAUUCAAAAAAUUGGUGGAAUUGCUAAUUCCAUUUCUGAUGAAUUGGAUAAGCAGGCUCAAUUAUUAGACAAGAUGAGCUCAGAUGUAGACAAAUAUAACAAACAAUUAGAUGAUACUAACAAAAGAAUGGUUGAAGCUAUUGAAAAGGCAGGAGGUGCAACUCGUCUCUUAAUUAUUCUUAUUAUUUUAAUUGUCAUAGUUGCCCUUUUAGGUAUUGGUUGGUUGUUAUUGGAAUUAUUUGUACCAAAUCUUUCAACUAUUAUUUAA
This is a messenger RNA of Naegleria gruberi, 1044 nucleotides long. RefSeq lists its product as uncharacterized. Bases 1 to 1044 code for a protein of 347 amino acids. The transcript has 2 exons. NCBI's taxonomy places the organism in Eukaryota, Heterolobosea, Eutetramitea, Acrasida, Naegleriidae. The record is from RefSeq and is a predicted model, not a curated record.